Molecule: messenger RNA, 2582 nt
Organism: Panthera uncia (snow leopard)
Lineage: Eukaryota; Metazoa; Chordata; Mammalia; Carnivora; Felidae
Gene: GSKIP
Product: GSK3B interacting protein
Exons: 5
Coding region: 602-1021 (139 amino acids)
Biological process (GO): regulation of canonical Wnt signaling pathway
Cellular component (GO): cytoplasm
Molecular function (GO): protein kinase A binding; kinase regulator activity
Source: RefSeq, a predicted model, not a curated record
UUUGGCUAGCGGCUGGCAGUUUCCAGAGCGCUGCCUUCGUGCGGGGUGUGCUGCACCGGCGACCGGGAAACUUGAGUUUGGGAGGCAUCUGUGGGCAGAACUGCUUUCUCUGACCGAUGCCAGAGCCUCCGGACCCCGCCGAAACCUGGGCGAAGUACUUGUGCUGCUCUGGGAAUCUGCGCAAUCGUAUUUCUGCCUUCAUUUGGGGGGAAACUCCUGCAGAGGCCGAGCCGGCCGUUAACUUGGUCAACCCCCCCCCCUCCCCGAAAGGCCUGCGUGCGGUUGUUCGGUGUCCUGGAGGCCAGAUGCCCGGGGUUAGGAUCCAGACUAGCCGAGCUUGAAAUUGGGGGCGAACCUAAACAGAGCCGCGAUACACAACGGUUUCAUUAGGGAUAGCGAAUGAAGACGACCGGUUUAAGGAGAUUUCACUGAUGUGUGGGUGAGAAAACCAUGAGUCCAGUGAGGUUACGUGACCAGCCCAAGUUCGUACAAGUUUAGUGCUGUAUGAUCUCGGAACUAAGAAUACCCUGUAAAUAUUCAGAAAGAUGUUUCAUCGAAAAAGUAUAUACUCACUGAGGCCUCAUUCUGCCUCUCAAAUGGAAUGGAAACAGACUGUAAUCCCAUGGAGCUAAGUAGCAUGUCAGGAUUUGAAGAAGAUGCGCAGCUUAAUGGUUUUGAAGAAGCUGAUAUGAAAGAUAUGAAGCUAGAAGCUGAAGCAGUUGUCAACGAUGUUCUCUUUGCUGUUAACAACAUGUUUGUCUCAAAAAACUUGCGCUGUGCAGAUGAUGUGGCCUAUAUCAAUGUGGAAACAAGAGAGAGGAACAGAUACUGCCUGGAGCUGACUGAAGCAGGGCUCAGGGUGGUAGGCUAUGCUUUUGACCAAGUGGACGAUCACUUACACACCCCCUAUCAUGAAACAGUCUACUCUUUGCUGGAUACCCUCAGCCCUGCCUACCGGGAAGCAUUUGGAAACGCACUCCUUCAAAGACUGGAAGCUUUGAAAAGGGAUGGACAGUCAUGACUAAGCUUUUUCCUUCUAGAGGGGGCUGCUGCUGGUACAAAAUGUUGACAUAAAGCUUGAAAUUCUUACAUAUUGUCAUAGUAGAAAAUGCAUCUUUGGUUUUAGGUCUGUCAUUUCUUGCUUCAAAUUUGGGCUUUUGACUCAUAUUAUUAUUGACUAAUGGAUUCUCUUUCUUAGUUUUGGAUUCAUUAAGGGAAUCCUGAGGCCAUUGCUGUGACACCAUCAUUAAGACCUUCAAAUUUCUUCAUAUAGUAUCUCUGCGUUUCAAAACCUAAUCAGUAUUUCAUUCUGUUGUUUCAGGAUUUCAAUGCUGCCAGCACUGUCUUUUACAUAGGAAAUUCUAGGUUUGCACAGUAAUAGACAGGAAUUAAAAUGACCUAACUUCAGACUUUGAUUCAGCUUGCUGAAUCAGGGGUCUGCUACUAGCUUGGACUGACUUUGUAGUAAUUAUUUUGCUACUAGCCUUAUCGGAAACAAAUUAUCAACUAGUUUCCCCUGCACAAAUUUUGGAAUUCACUGCUUCACCUGAUCUAUUUAUAUUACUAAUAUGGACUGAUAACGAUGAAUUAAUUAUAUAUAUUACUUCGCUAGUAUUAAAUGGAAAACAGGUACUGAAAUGAUAGUUCUGUAUUCCUUGUUUGCAACAGCCAGCCAACUAAGAGGACAAACCGUUAGCAAAUGAAUGUAGUAAUCACUUGUUUCCAAGAUAUUGAAGCACAUAAGCAAAUAUAGGAACAGGCUCCAUUUUUCUUAACAAAACAACAUCUUCAGUGUGUGUGUGAUUGAAAAGGAUGAAGAUUCUGAUGUCCUAGAAGACAAUAUUUUGGCCUGUGUUGAUUCUUAUUAUGAAUGUUUGUUUACAUAAUGUACAGUAUAUAUGCAGAAAGUAUUUUUGCUUCUACGUUUGCUUUCUCUAACGCAGUGCUCUGGUAUCCCCGCUGCUCCCCCCACCCCCCGCCCUUUCCCAACAGAUGCACAGUGUGCUGUCUCCAUGCUAAAUCUGAAUGUAAUGUGAGUGCAUCGUGUGGGUUUGAAACCAAAGGAUGAAUGGAACAUUCAGAAGCUUAAUAUUUAAAAGAGGGAGACUCGGUUUUUAUAUUUGAUUACAGGUACUAAUAUUUAUAAAAAGAAACUGUGCCAUGCUGCUACAUGGUUUCAAGUACACGUGGGAUACGAAGGAUCGGGGAGUCGACUUUGUAGUAGCAAUCUAAAGCAGCAGCCGUGGAAAUGUCGAACUACAUUCUGCAUCUGGACGCACCUCCGUAAUUUGUCAUCUGCGGACCUUUUUGAAUCGUGAUUAGGCAAUAGGUACUUUUAGGCUCUGAAGGUCAUGUAGACCAGAUUGAAGUUUGGUUUGUAUCAGUAUUCAUUGUCAAAGGUCACCGCAAGGCUCUAACUACGUUUGCUAAAUGCGUGUUCAUUCACAACUUUAUUUUCAGAUGCUAACUGUUUGGGCAGUGAAGUCCAACUGCAGGUCGGAUUUUCUCACGCUUACUCUCAGGCUAAAUAAAUGUAAAGGAGAUUUGUAAAGUUUGAAUAAAAUUCUGUUUACUCAUUCUGA